GGCGCGGAGAGAGUCCGGGGCGUCAGUGUGCAGGCCUGCACCUUUCUUCUUGCUACUUCCGGUAGGGAGAAAUGGUGCGGUAGAGCAGCCCGCCAACCCGCCGCCUCGCGCAUGCGUGAUCUGGAUGUGGCGCCUAGACCCGGAGCUAGGUGUAAGGGGCGUGGCAAGAGGGCGGAUCUCGCGCUGGGGGAACAUAGGUGACUGGAGACAAGAUCUAGAGGAUUCAUAUAACAGGGAGAUGUUACCACCAUCAGGUUUUGCUGGGCUGGUUCCUCCCUCCCACUUCCAAGCUCGGCCCCUUCCAACUCUGCCAAGAAUGGCCCCGACCUGGGCUUCAAACGUUCCCUUGGUCCAAUCUCCGGCCAGCCAAGAUGUCUUAGAGAGCCGGCUAGAUGCUCAGAGGUCGACAGUGACCAUGUGGGGACAGGAUUUCUGUGGAGACGAGCAGGGGCUAGGGCGGAGAGGCAGGUCUCAGGAGCUGGGGCUCUCCGGUGCCCUGAGCCAGCAGGCGGAGCUGAUCUCUCGGCAGCUCCUAGAGCUACGGCGGCUGGAGGAGGAAGUCCGGUCCCUACGGGAGACCUCCCUGCAGCAGAAGAAGCGAUUAGAGACUCAGGCCAUGGAGCUGGAUGCUCUUGCAGUGGCAGAGAAGGCCGGACAAGCUGAGGCGGAGGGCCUGCGCGCCGCCUUGGCCGGAGCCGAAACGGUUCGGAAGAACCUGGAAGAGGCGAAGCAGAGGGAGCUGGAGGAGAUUCAGAGUCGGCACCAAGAGCAGCUGUCCUCCCUGACACAGGCUCACCAGAAGGCUCUCGACAGUCUGACCAGCAAGGCCGAGGGCUUGGAGAAGUCUCUGAGUUGCCUGGAAACGAAACGGGCAGCAGAAGCCAAGCAACUGGCUAUGUCCCAGAAGGAGGCGGACCUGCUCAGGAAUCAGCUGAGUAAGACCCAAGAAGAGCUGGAAGCUCAGGUGACCUUGGUCGAGAAUCUGAGGACGUAUGUGGGGGAACAAGUCCCCCCUGAGGCCCCUAGCCAGGCAUGGAAGCUGGAACAGAAGGAGCUUCUAGACACCUGCAAGCACUUGAAGGAGGACCGGGCUGGCCUUCAGGCCACCGUAGAAUUACUGCAGAUUCGAGUGCAGAGCCUCACACACAUGCUCGCCCUGCAGGAAGAGGAGCUGACCAGGAAGAUUCAGCCUUUAGAUCCCUUGGAGCCUGAGUUUCCUAAGAAGUGCCGCUCGCUGCUGCGCAGCUGGCGGGAGAAGGUGUUUGCCCUCAUGGUGCAGCUCAAAGCCCAGGACCUGGAGCACAGGGACUCCAUGACACAGCUGAAGGACCAGGUAGCAGAGCUCCAGGAGCAAGUGACCGCCCAAAGCCAGGAGCAGGCCAUCUUGCAGCGCGCCCUGCAAGACAAAACUGCCCAGGUGGAGGUGGAGCGGAUGAGCACCCAGACCCUGCAGAUGGAGCUGAGUCAGGCUCAGGAGGCCAGGCGGAGGCAGGAACAGCAGACGGCCUCUGCCGAGGAGCAGCUGAAGUUCCUGGUCAGUGCUAUGAACAGCACUCAGGCCAAACUUCAGAGCACCAUGACCAGGGUGGAUCAGGCUGUAGCCCGGAUUCCCAGCCUCAGCAACCGACUCAGCUAUGCCGUCCGCAAGGUCCACACCAUUAAGGGUUUGAUGGCUCGAAAGGUGGCUCUUGCUCAGUUGCGCCUGGAGAGCUCUCCCCCAACCGAAACUGCACCCCCACUCGACACAGACCUGAGCCUUGAGCUGGAGCAGCUACGGGAAGAACGGAACCGCCUGGAUGCAGAGCUACAGCUGAGCGCCCACCUGAUCCAGCAGGAAGUGGGCCGGGCACGGGAGCAAGGGGAGGCCGAGCGCAGGCAGCUGACGGAGGUGGCCCAGCAGCUGGAGCAGGAGCUGCAGCAUGCCCAGGAAUCCCUGGCCAGCGUUGGGCAGCAGCUGGAGGCAGCGCGUCAGGGCCAGCAGGAGAGCACGGAGGAAGCUGCCAGCCUCCGUCAGGAGCUGACACAGCAGCAGGAGAUAUACGGGCAAGCUCUGCAAGAGAAGGUAGCCGAAGUGGAAACCCGUCUUCGGGAACAGCUCUCAGACACAAAGAGGAGGCUGAACGAGGCCCGGAGGGAGCAGGCCAAGGCUGUGGUUUCCUUGCGCCAGAUCCAGCACAAAGCCACUCGGGAAAAGGAGCGCAACCAGGAGCUCAGGCGCCUGCAGGACGAGGCCAGGAAGGAGGAGGGGCAGCGGCUGACCCAGCGAGUGCAGGAGCUGGAGAGGGACAAGAACCUCAUGCUGGCCAUCUUGAAGCAAGAGGGUCUCCUCUUCCGUUACAAGCAGCAGCGCCUGUUAGCCGUGCUGCCCUUGGGAGUGGAUAGCAAGUGCAAACCCCAGUCUGUGGAGUCCUCAUCACCCGAGUCUCCAGCAGCUUCACCCUGCAAGGAAUCUAUGAAAGGCUCCUUGAAUGUCCUGCUUGAUAACCUGCAAGGCCUAAGCGAGGCCAUUUCCAGAGACGAAGCUAUUUGUCUGGAAGGUCACCAGAACCCUGAGAGCUCUCCCUCAGAUCUCUGGCUGACCCGGAGCUGCCAGAAGGAGUGAAGACACUCCCCAACCCCCCACCCCCACCCCAGGACGGUUGGGAGGGAGGAUGGGGCUUCCACCAAGUUCAAACUCUGCAGUGAAUAAAGAUGGCUUCAGUGGAGUCGUUGCCUGGA
Mastomys coucha (southern multimammate mouse) is the source of this 2718-nucleotide messenger RNA. It is a transcript of the gene Cchcr1, whose product is annotated as coiled-coil alpha-helical rod protein 1. The transcript is spliced from 18 exons. NCBI's taxonomy places the organism in Eukaryota, Metazoa, Chordata, Mammalia, Rodentia, Muridae. The record is from RefSeq and is a predicted model, not a curated record. Bases 125 to 2602 code for a protein of 825 amino acids. Gene Ontology annotation, biological process: cell differentiation; protein export from nucleus. Gene Ontology annotation, cellular component: centriole.